AGUACUUUUUGCAAGGAUGGAGUUCGGUGACUGUAUGAAAGAUGUUUUAAUGGUAAAUGAAGAUUAUAUUAUGAUAAAUACAGGAUCUUGGGGUAUAGUUCCCAAAGAUAUCUUCAAUCAUAGAAUGAAUCUAAUUAGACUUCAGGAAGAGAAUCCUAGAUAUUUUUUUUGUGAGAAGCAUUUCGAACUAUACGAAAAAAAUACAAGUCUUGUUGCUAACUUUGUGGGGGCCGAUGAGAGAAAUAUUGGUAAAACAUUCCAAUAUACUAAUAUUAAUAAGUAGCUUAUACAGUUAAAGCUUAAAUAUAUAUGUUUAUAACAGUUUUAACAGACAAUACAACACACGGAAUCAACAGCUGUUUAAUAUCCGUACCCCUUUCUGAAGGGGACGCUAUUUUGGUUCAUUCGUUCAUCUAUUUAGCUACUUUGAAAGCAACUGAGAAAAUCGCUAAACAACGGGGUUUCAAAGUUCGAAAUGUGGAUAUUAAACUGCCUAUUAACGAUGAAGAAGAGUUUGUUCAACUUUUCGAACAAAAGCUCGAAAACUUUCCAGAUAUAAAAAUGGUCAUCAUAGAUCACAUUUCAAGUUCUGUACCAAUACUGUGGCCGGUUGAGAAAUUAAUGAAACUAUUUAAAGAUAGAAAUAUUAUCGUUCUUAUAGAUGGUGCACACGGACCUGGACAAGUUUCUUUGAACUUAACAGAGCUCGACCCCGAUUUUUAUAGUGCAAGCCUGCAUAAAUGGAAUUUUGUUCCAAGAAGUUUCGGGAUGUUGUACGUUAAGGAGAAGUAUCAUGAAGAUUUUUAUAAUAUUAUAAGCGGCGCUCGUUAUGAUUGGAAACCAUUUAGGAAACGAUUCCAAUACUUGUCAGCAAGAGAUCAAACUAGCCUGUUUUGUUUUGAGAAAUCGAGGGAAUUUGUAGAAAAAGUCGGAGGAAUGGAUAAUAUUAUAAAAUACAAUUCAUCAUUAAUGAAAGCAGCAACAAAGAUGUUAGUAGAAGCGUGGAACACAAGUUAUUUACCAGUUCCCAAUAGUAUGAUGGCUCCAAAUAUGUCCUUGAUAAAAUUGCCUUGUAUGAAGAAAUAUCCAAUUCCGGAAGAAGCUAAAGAAAUUCUUUUUACAGACUAUCCCGAAUUGCUCUUUAAACUGAACGAAGAAUUUCACAUAAAUACAUCGGUAUUUUGUCUAAAUGGCGAAGCUUGGAUAAGAAUUAGCAGCCAGAUAUUCAAUUCUAUGCAUGAAUAUGAGAAAUUACGGGAUGUCAUAUUAACACUUUCAAACGAAUAACUAUGAAUAACGUUAAUCUUUCUUGAUAGAGCUAAUAGUUUUGUAUUACUUUAUAGCUUCCUCUCUAAUAGCUUCUGAUAUCUUACUCUCUUCUUAAGAAAGUUCAAUUGGAUAGCAAUUUUUCAAUUAUUAAAUAAAUACAAGUAUUAACGUAUCUAUCCAUCAAA
Dimorphilus gyrociliatus is the source of this 1454-nucleotide messenger RNA. NCBI's taxonomy places the organism in Eukaryota, Metazoa, Annelida, Polychaeta, Dinophilidae. The record is from the annotation of a GenBank genome assembly.